Molecule: messenger RNA, 1330 nt
Organism: Argentina anserina (silverweed cinquefoil)
Lineage: Eukaryota; Viridiplantae; Streptophyta; Magnoliopsida; Rosales; Rosaceae
Product: protein OVEREXPRESSOR OF CATIONIC PEROXIDASE 3
Exons: 5
Coding region: 159-1181 (340 amino acids)
Biological process (GO): regulation of transcription by RNA polymerase II
Cellular component (GO): nucleus
Molecular function (GO): DNA binding; DNA-binding transcription factor activity, RNA polymerase II-specific
Source: RefSeq, a predicted model, not a curated record
CAGUCGUUUAAGUGCGGCGAGACUUGAAAGAGUGGAGUGAGGAGUAGAUAAACCCAGAACCACCGAAAAAGGCGCCGCUUGUUGUAAUCGGGAUCCUCGCGGCCGUUGGUGACCUUCAAAACGCCGCCGUUUUCAUUCCAGGCCCAUUCUUCCGUUAAAUGGCUUUCAACGCUCCUAACUGCCUCCACCGUCUACCGUCUUCCCGCCACGAAAUUACCCGAAUCACACCCGCCACUGUCGUCCUGCCACGUCACCUCCCGACUCGCUUAUCCUCCACGCUCGCCCUCGCCCGCCGUAAAAACCACCGCGCCGCCGUGACGUCAUCUCCGCCGAAGAUAAAGAAGAAAAGCGCGGCGAAGAAUGAGGAGGAGGAAGUGGAUGGCGAUGCAAUCGACGCUUUGUUUUCGCUGCUGGAGGAGGACCUCAGAAACGACGGCGUGUCGUUGGAGGAUGACGGCGACGACGACGAGAUAAGUGAGGAGGAUCUGGCCAGGCUUGAAGAGGAGCUGGCGGAGGCUUUUGGUGCGCUCGAUGAGGAUGAAGACGAAGACGAAGACGAAGACGAAGAAGAGGAGGACGAAGCCGAACACGGCGAUGAUGACGUCAUUAAGAACGAUGCGGCUGGAGAAGAAGAUGAGGACGAUGAAGUCGAAGUUGCUGUGAAGCUCAAGACUUGGCAAUUCAGGAGAUUGGCUUCGGCUUUAAAAGUCGGUCGCCGCAAAACCAGUAUAAAAAAUCUUGCCGCUGAGCUUUGUCUUGACAGGGCUCUUGUCCUUCAAAUGCUUCGUGAUCCGCCUCCGAAUCUUUUGAUGCUCAGUGCUGCUCUACCUGAUGUGCCUGCUCCUAAAAAGUCUGUGCCUGCACCAAUGCCUGAAGAGACUAUAGUGGAAGCUGUUGAGGAGACGAGUACAGAUGCUGCCGUGGUAGAGAAGGUGCCGGUUCAUGUCCGGCAACAAAAGUUUUCUGCGCAGAAGAGGCUGAAGAAAGUGCAUCUUGAUACCCUUGAAAGAAUUUAUAGAAGAACAAAGCGCCCAACAAAUUCAAUUAUCAGCAGCAUUGUGCAUGUGACUAACCUGCCACGCAGAAGAAUUGUGAAAUGGUUUGAAGACAAACGUUCUGAAGAGGGGGUUCCCGACUCUCGGCGUCCAUAUCAACCAUCUGCUCCUACUACUGUCAACUAGAGAAUAUGUUAAUCAGUAUCAUACAUCACAACUGAAGAAUCAGAUUGAGAGACUAUGGCAACAUUACCUAGGUCAGUGACCUCAUUUAGGAGGCAAGGCUCUUCAGGGUUGGUAUGGGAUGAGGUAUUACAGAAGGACGUAGGCAGGAC